UUGACUAUACAGCCUGAUCAGCCAAGGCAAAAUGGGUUUCGGCAGAUCUUCUCCCUAAGUGACCUCUGGAGAGUUUACAAUGAGUGGAGUUGCUUUGGCGCUGGCGUCCCUAUUCUCUUGAACAGCGGCGAUAGUGUCUUGCAAUACUAUUCUCCAUCCUUAUCAGCUCUCCAAAUAUAUACUAGGAAACCCAAUGAUCAAUCCAGGUUGGGGAUCGGCUGCACAGCUAAACCAGAGAGUGACUGUUGGAGUGACGAUAGUGACAGCGAUAAGAAAUCUGUUUCUUUUAGCAAUACUACUGCCAGCACAUAUGCUACUUCAGAUGAUUCUGUUUCUACCAGUGACCAUGAGAUUGAGGCCGAUUGCCUUCACCACCUGUAUUGCCACUACAACGAAACAUCUAGUCCUCAUGAUAGAGUUCCUUUGACCCUCAAGAUCAAUGAAUUAGCUCAAAUUUAUCCUGGUUUGAUGAAGUUUCAAAGCUUGGAGCUCUCUCCUUAUAGCUGGAUGGCUGUUGCUUGGUAUCCUAUCUAUCAAAUUCCAGUUACAAGGAAUGUGAAGGAAUUAUCUGCAUGUUUCAUCACUUAUCACACAUUAUCAUCUUUUCAAGGCCUCCAUAGUACCAUAUCAGAGAAUAAUGAUAAGUUUCAAUGCAUUGAUACAUUGGGAAAGGAUCAUGGAGGCAAGACGCUAGAAAGAGAUGAAAGCAAAGGUGAAAUGGCUCUUCCUCCUUUUGCAGCGGCCACCUAUAAGAUGCAUGGCGAACUUUGGACAACUCCUGAGACUUCGGAUAAGGAAAAGAUUGGCUUUUAUCUGAACGCUGCAAAUUCCUGGUUGCAUCGCAAAUUCCAGCAUCAUGACUUUAAUUUCUUCAUAUCUCGUAGGUUCGUAGUAGUAACCGAGUGGUGAGGUGGAUUGGUGUUGUGUGUCAACCUAUUAUCCGUGUUUGCAUAUACAAAUCCAAAGAUGCAGGCCGUCAAACCCUAUAUUCGUCCGACUGCGCAAUAGUCUACUACCACGUAUGUAGUGGUUACUCUGUUUGUCACUUUGCUUACAAAACAAUGGGCAUUUUUUUUUUUUGGGGCAAAGAAAACAAUGGGCAUUUUGGGUGUAGAACUUUGGUUUCCUUGAAUGUGAUAGGUGAGACAAGU
Rosa rugosa (rugosa rose) is the source of this 1151-nucleotide messenger RNA. RefSeq lists its product as uncharacterized. The record is from RefSeq and is a predicted model, not a curated record. The transcript has 6 exons. NCBI's taxonomy places the organism in Eukaryota, Viridiplantae, Streptophyta, Magnoliopsida, Rosales, Rosaceae. The annotation marks the transcript as partial.